Helicoverpa zea (corn earworm) is the source of this 1950-nucleotide messenger RNA. RefSeq lists its product as uncharacterized. Bases 22 to 1827 code for a protein of 601 amino acids. Lineage: Eukaryota; Metazoa; Arthropoda; Insecta; Lepidoptera; Noctuidae. The transcript is spliced from 14 exons. The record is from RefSeq and is a predicted model, not a curated record.
AAUGCGCGGUAACUUUUUAACAUGAUUUUAUUAAUAUUGGCCCUAAUUGCCUUGGUUUCUGCCGGGCCUGCGAUUGACAAGGAGAACUAUAAGGAUCAAUACUGCACCGACCCGAGGACUAUGAGGAAACAUGCAGCGUACACAGAGUGGGCUGAUGCUUACUCCUGCACCAGGCACAGAUGUCAGCCCGGAGGGAGGAACCUCGCUAUAUAUACUGUUGGAUGCAAGCGAGUAGAAGCUCCCGAGUCUGCCAUCGAGUGUGAAGAAGUUGUCGAAGAUACCAAUAUGCAGUUCCCGUUUUGCUGCACUCGGUUAAGAUGUCUAGUGGUAGUUCGAGGUGAAGUCUGGACGAGAGUCCUGGGUCAACCCUGGGAGGUGCUACCAGCGGCCCCGUGGAGUCACAUGUACAAGAUGAAGAAACCACCUCCAGCUGACUCCACAUUCCUACCCAAGACACAAGACCAAGGACCAGUGUACGAGCUAUCCGAAUCAGACUCGGAUGCAGGCGGCCACGAAAAGGUGCUACGUUCAGGCAAGAAGCCAGUUUCUGACCCUGACUGCAAUGAAAUCGUGCCGCGGGCCGCUCAACCGCCCCCUGAUAUUGUGAUCGCUCUAUCUACUAAUAACGAAGUUAAGGAGCCAUCUUCAUCAUCACACAAGAAAUAUGAAGGUGGCACUAGGCGUUCUCACAUAAAAAGUGAAAACUCUAGACACAAGCGAGCGAGAAAGACUUCGCCCUCCAUGCCAUCGCCUAAUUUCUUCGAAGAGGAGAAAGAUGAUAAAAAACCUGAAACGCCUGAAAUGGAAGAAACGGCUACUGAAAAAUCCCACUUCAAAAAACCAAAAGUGGCGCCCGAGGCCUCAAUACUUCAACUAAAGCAUCCAGUGAAGACCUCCAAGUACCUUGGAACUCCUGAAUCGAGCCUUGAAGCAUUGGAUGCAGAGGAGGCCACGCCUCAAGAAGCCUCUGAGGAGAAACUGUUCAGCAGUACCUUUGCAGCCACCCAGAAGCCACCCAAGUCUCAUAACGCGCAUCACCAAGUAGCUUGGACUGAAAUACCUCAGAAUCAAUGGAAUGAUCAGCACGAGGGUUUGGAGAUGGAAAAUAAAGUAUCAGAACCCAGUUACCAACAACCCGAAUACCCUCAAGAAGUACCCCAGCCAAAGGCACCAGGAAUUAACAACCUGGUGCCUAAAGACGAGAAGCCGAACAACCUUCAAGCUCUAGUAGACGCUAUUGGGACCAGGAUGAGAGAUAUUGAGCACGUGGUGCAGAAGAUGAGUGAUAAAGUGCAUCAGGUCAAACCGGGGUUGGAAGGUGGUAGCGGAGAAAAGAGAAUGUCUGCCGAGCAAGAAGGACCCCAUAAUAAACACCACAAGGAGGGUAAACGCCCGAGCUUAGAAGCUGACUCUUAUAAAAGGUUUUCGAUGGGUUCAAAACAAGGUAGCAAAUACCUGCAUAGUUCUGAUUUUACAACUGAACCACCGCUAUUUAUCGGAGACACUAAUUUGAACGGAUAUUUCAGUGACGCUAGCAACAGUGUCUUGAGGCGAAACAACUUACCAAAGGAGCCGCCACCGACCUAUAUGGCACCGGUAGAAAACAGACGCAAAGCGCCGGUACAUAUCGCCGUCGUGUCAGAGAAUUCCGACGAUGUUGAUAGCAAGAAAAAGAAGAAACAUGGACACAAGAAACGUAAAAACAAAUCUCAUUCGCAUAAAAAACAUCAUAAAGAUGAGAAGAGGAAGCGUUUUAAUAAAUUAAGUUCUGGGGAAAUUGAGAAAAAUGUGGUGUCUUUAGAAGAUAGUAGUGCGUUAGCUGUCUAAUAGAUGGCGUUGGUUGUAGCUUGGUAAAUGGCUCAGUAUUUUUGAUUGAAUGGUUUUAUUUUUAGUUCAUUCAAUUUUGACAUUGAAAGAUAAUUGAAUGAAGAAUUUUAUGUCAGAUUAUUG